AUGGCAGGCAAAGUGGCAGCCACAUCUCAAGCCUAUUAUGUGGACAUAGCUUCUGUGCCUGUGGAUUUCACCCCAGAAGCAUGGGAAGACUCACACAGACAGUAUGUCAAAGACAAAUCUAGCUACAAGGUGAUGUCUUCUCCUGUUGUACACACUUCUUUAAUUGCUAUAACCUUCACUUGGCAAGAGGAAGACAUGGGAAGACAUCAAGCUAGUCACUGUGCACAACAUGGGUCAUAUCAGCAAACUGAGAGUCCCCGCUCAGUGUGCAGUGAGCCUUGUCCAUUAGGAUACAGAAAGGCAGCACGCACGGGACAGCUAGUCUGUUGCUUUGACUGUGUUCCUUGUUCUAUGGGAGAGAUUGCUAACCAGACUGGCUCCAGUGAAUGUAUACAGUGCCCUGAAGAUCUUUGGUCAGACAUCAAGAGAGAAAAGUGUAUUCCUAAAGUCAUUGACUUUCUUUCCUUUGAAGACUCUUUGGGGUCACCAGUUACUAGCCUGUCAGUUGCUGCUCUUUGCAUUACUAUAUCUGUCCUUUGCAUCUUCCUUAAGUUCCGGAACAGUCCAAUAGUCAAAGCCAACAACAGAACUCUCAGCUACCUCCUGCUCAUUGCCCUGUCAUUGUCCUUUCUCUGUCCCCUGAUAUUCAUUGGACAACCCAGAAGAAUUAAUUGCAUCUUACGACAGACUACAUUUGGCAUCAUCUUUUCUAUUUGCAUUUCUUCCAUCCUGGCCAAAACAGUUAUUGUGAUAAUUGCUUUUAAUGCCAGGAAUCCAGCUAGCAAACUGCGUAACUGGGUUGGAUCCAAAUGGUUACCCAGUUGCAUUGUUAUCUGUGGUUGCUUAUUUCAGUUUAUUAUAUGUAUUAUCUGGUUAUUGACUGCUAGUCCUUACCCACAGAAAGAUAAGAAUUCUGAAGCUGGAAGAAUUAUAUAUGAGUGUAAUGAAGGCUCUGCCACUAUGUUCUACUGCAUGCUUGGAUACAUGGGCUUGCUCGCUAGUGUGUGUUUUUCUCUUGCCUUCUUAGCCAGAAAUUUGCCAGAUAGAUUUAAUGAGACCAAGUACAUUACAUUUAGUAUGCUUGUUUUCCUAAGUGUUUGGAUCUCUUUUAUACCAGCAUACUUGAGUGCAAAAGGGAAGUACAUGGUUGCUGUAGAAAUAUUUGCUAUAAUUGCAUCCAGUGCUGGCCUGAUCAGCUUUAUAUUCAUUCCGAAAUGCUAUAUUAUUUUGGUACAGCCUGACAUGAACACCAGGGAAAAGCUCAUUGGUAAGGCAAGUUCACAUAGGUACCCCUUUUCAGGGGCAGAACAGGAACACUGUCUUUUAAAGUAUCUUGCUCAGAGUCACACAGGAAACAAACAGGUGAUUAAGGAGUCAAACCUUGCAUCACAGGAAGUAGCUCAAUCAAACCUUGCAUCACAGGAAGUAGCUCAGUCAAACCUUGCAUCACAGGAAGUAGCUCAGUCAAACCUUGCAUCACAGGAAGUAGCUCAGUCAAACCUUGCAUCACAGGAAGAAGCUCAGUCAAACCUUGCAUCACAAGAAGUAGCUCAGUCAAACCUUUCAUCACAGGAAGUAGCUCAGUCAAACCUUGCAUCACAGGAAGAAGCUCAGUCAAACCUUGCAUCACAAGAAGUAGCUCAGUCAAACCUUGCAUCACAGGAAGUAGCUCAGUCAAACUUUGCAUCACAGGAAGUAGCUCACUGGAAGUCUAUUGCCUUAAAUCUUCUCAUCUUUAGAGUUAUCAAGCCGAGAUGGCCUGUCCAUUGCCUCCCGUAUAACCCAGUAUGGACAAGAUACUUUAAGCAGUUAAGGUCAGCAGUAGAAACCAGCAGUUCCACUAUUCCAAUAAAUGUGGAGGAUAUCGACUGCAGAAUGGCUGUUGAUGAUGAUGAAGAUAACAUAGUUAUAGUUAUGAGACAGCCCGAGUAA
Molecule: messenger RNA, 1932 nt
Organism: Protopterus annectens (West African lungfish)
Lineage: Eukaryota; Metazoa; Chordata; Ceratodontiformes; Protopteridae
Product: vomeronasal type-2 receptor 26-like
Exons: 5
Coding region: 1-1932 (643 amino acids)
Biological process (GO): G protein-coupled receptor signaling pathway
Cellular component (GO): membrane
Molecular function (GO): G protein-coupled receptor activity
Source: RefSeq, a predicted model, not a curated record